Molecule: messenger RNA, 2000 nt
Organism: Setaria italica (foxtail millet)
Lineage: Eukaryota; Viridiplantae; Streptophyta; Magnoliopsida; Poales; Poaceae
Product: betaine aldehyde dehydrogenase 1
Exons: 15
Coding region: 179-1696 (505 amino acids)
Molecular function (GO): oxidoreductase activity, acting on the aldehyde or oxo group of donors, NAD or NADP as acceptor
Source: RefSeq, a predicted model, not a curated record
UCAAAAAGGUGGUGCGGCGCGGCGUUAUACCCCACCCCUCCCUGACCCGCUCGUGCUCCUCGCUCGCCGUUCGACCACCAAACACUUGCCGCAGUCCAGCCAGAGCCAAGGCAAUCUAGUGGCGGCGGCGGCAGCAGCAGCAGCAGGGCGCUCCUCGGCUCCGCUCCAUCGCGUCGCCAUGGCCGCGCCGCCGCUGGUCCCGCGCCGCGGCCUCUUCGUCGGCGGGGGAUGGAGGGAGCCGUCCCUCGGGCGCCGCCUCCCCGUCGUCAACCCGGCCACCGAGGCCACCAUCGGCGACAUCCCGGCGGCCACGGCAGAGGACGUGGAGAUCGCGGUCGCGGCGGCGAGGGAUGCGUUCUCGCGCGACGGCGGGAGGCACUGGUCGCGCUCCCCCGGGGCCGUGCGGGCCAAGUUCCUCAGGGCGAUCGCCGCCAAGAUUAAAGAUAGGAAAUCUGAUCUGGCUUUGCUUGAGACACUUGAUUCCGGGAAGCCUCUGGAUGAAACAGUUGCAGAUAUGGAUGAUGUUGCUGCAUGCUUUGAGUACUAUGCUGAUCUGGCAGAAGCUUUAGACGGGAAACAACAUUCACCAAUCCCUCUACCUAUGGAAAAUUUCAAGUCCUAUAUACUCAAAGAACCCAUUGGGGUUGUUGGACUGAUCACUCCUUGGAACUAUCCUCUGUUGAUGGCUACUUGGAAGGUUGCACCUUCCUUGGCUGCUGGGUGUACAGCUGUGUUAAAGCCAUCAGAGUUGGCUUCUCUGACUUGCUUAGAGCUUGGUGCAAUAUGCAUAGAAGUAGGCCUACCUCCAGGUGUGUUGAACAUAAUUACUGGUCUGGGCUCUGAAGCUGGUGCUCCAUUAUCUUCACAUCCCCAUGUCGAUAAGGUUGCUUUUACUGGAAGUACAGAGACUGGUAAGAAGAUAAUGACUGCUGCUGCCCAAAUGGUUAAGCCUGUUUCGUUAGAACUUGGAGGCAAAAGUCCACUUAUUGUCUUCGAUGACGUUGACAUUGACAAAGCUGUUGAAUGGGCCAUGUUUGGGAUCUUUGCGAAUGCUGGUCAAGUCUGCAGUGCUACUUCUCGUCUACUUCUGCACGAGAAAAUAGCAAAGCAGUUCUUGGAUAGAUUGGUCGCAUGGGCAAAGAAUAUCAAAAUCUCCGACCCACUGGAGGUAGGCUGCAGGCUGGGGUCUGUUGUCAGUGAAGGGCAGUAUGAAAAGAUAAAGAAGUUCAUCUCAACUGCAAGAAGCGAAGGUGCCACAAUUUUGUAUGGCGGUGCCCGACCACAGCACCUCAGAAAAGGGUUCUUUAUCGAACCUACAAUUAUAACAGAUGUUAGUACAUCAAUGCAAAUUUGGCGAGAGGAAGUCUUCGGACCAGUCAUCUGCAUCAAAGAGUUCAGGACAGAGAGUGAAGCUGUGGAACUCGCAAAUGAUACUCACUAUGGUUUAGCUGGUGCAGUGAUCUCUAAUGAUGAAGAGAGGUGUGAGCGCAUUUCAAAGGCUCUUCAUUCUGGUAUUGUUUGGAUAAAUUGCUCGCAACCAACCUUAGUCCAAGCUCCAUGGGGAGGGAACAAGCGGAGCGGUUUUGGUCGUGAGCUCGGAGAAUGGGGCCUUGAGAACUACCUGACCGUGAAGCAAGUCACCAAGUACUGCUCGGAUGAGCCAUGGGGAUGGUACCAGCCUCCAUCGAAGCUGUAAACGGAUUCAUGCCAGGAAAAAUGAGCGCAUCACACUGAAGACACAACAUCAAUCCUGCGCAUGGACAGAAACUUGUGAACAGUACAGUGCUCUUCCAAUAAAAGCCCUUAAAGCAAAGCGGCUUGUACUGCUGCUAACGAAUUCAGGACAGAGUGUACCUUAUCAUGGGCUGUCUAGUCUGCACUCUUUAUCAUUCGCCAUUUCACACUGGUGCGCAGUUGCUCUAGACAAGAUCGGAGUGAAAAGAUAAUUGGAUAAUCUUGAGACUUAACGAUAUUUAACGCAACCUCUUUUCCCUUUUUUU